AAGAAGACGCCGCCAUUAUCGGAGUCUUUUGUGUUUCGCUCCAAACUUGUAGAAAUAAUUAUAUGUAAAUGUUCUGGUUGAUCUUUGAUAACAUAUAAACAGAUGUGUUAUGGAUCGGAUUAAUGAGUGAUCACAGUCGAUUUAAAGUCGCUCUGUUGGGGUUUAUUCGGGUUUUGUGUCAGUCGGGUGCAGGUGGGUGCGGUUCAGAAAAACAUUCACUCGACAGAAGAGAUUCAGACCUUUAAUUGCGAUUAAAUGUCUUUUAUCAAGUCCAAACUUCAAACUGCAAUUAACAACAAUAUGAAGAACACGUUCAAAACCCUUCUGUUCAUAUCACUCUUGUGCGGUGUCUCGGGUGCAGAUGAAAUGAAGUCAGUGAUGGAGGGAGAUUCUGUCACUCUACAGACUGAUGAGAAUAAAAUACUGAAAUAUAAUAAGAUAAUGUGGUGGUUUAAAAGUGAUGCCAUAGCUCGAAUCUCUGAUGAAGGUGAGAUCAAGUUUAUCAAGGAUGUUCCUGAUGGGAGAUUCAAAGGAAGACUAAAGCUGGAUAAUCAGACUGGAUCUUUGACCAUCACAAACACCAGAACCAUCCACUCUGGAGAUUAUAAAAUACAGAUCGACACCAACACUGGGACAACAGAGAAGACAAUCACUCUUACAGUCAAUGAUUCCUCACCUGUGAUUGAUCCUGAUACAACUGAAGUGAAGUCUGAGUCAGUGACGGAGGGAGACUCUGUUACUCUAAACACUGAUAUUAUUAAUCCACAUGGAGAUGAGCUGAUCGUGUGGAGGUUUGGAGAUAUUCUCAUUGCUAAAGUUGAUAAAGAGAACAAUAAGAUCUCAUUAUAUCCUGAUGAGAGAUUCAAAGACAGAAUACAUCUGGAUCAGACGGGAUCUCUCAUCAUUAGAAACAUCAGAACCGCACACACUGGAGAAUAUAAACUAAAGAUCAGCAGCAACAACAGAGACACCAUAUACAAGAGAUUCAGUCUUUAUGUGAAGGAAUCCCCAUUUGAUAUUGAUCCCGAUAGAACUGAAGUGAAGUCUGUGUCAGUGAUUGUGGGAGAAUCUGUCUCUCUAAACACUGAUAUUAAACCACAUGGAGAUGAACUGAUCGUGUGGAGGUUUGGAGAUAUUCUCAUUGCUAAAGAUGAUAAAGAGAACAAUAAGAUAUCAUUCUCUCCUGAUGAGAGAUUCAAAGACAGAAUACAUCUGGAUCAGACGGGAUCUCUCAUCAUUACAGACAGCAGAACCGCACACACUGGAGAAUAUAAACUAAAGAUCAGCAGCAACAACAGAGAGCCCAUAUACAAGAGAUUCAUUCUUAUUGUGAGCGAGCCUCUGUCUGCAGGUGCUAUAGCAGGAAUAACUCUUGCUGUUCUUGGUGCUGUUCUGCUGCUCGUGGCUGCAGCUGCUGCUGGUGUGAUUUACUAUCGCAAGAUCUCUGAACUAGAAAGACUAAAUGAUCAAUAUAGUACAGUGUUCGUGAUGGAGGGAGAUCCUGUCCCUCUAAUCACUGAUGAUGCUCAUAUAAAGACCGAUAAAGUGAAUGUGUAUCAUAAAGACACUCUCAUAGUUGAAAUCAGAGGAGGGAAGAUCACACCUGUUAAAGAUGAUAUUCAGAGAGAGACUGAAGCUGAAUCAUCAGACUGGAUCUCUCAUCAUCAGUAACAGCAGACGCACAGACUCUGGAGUUUUUAAACUGAAGAUCAGCAUCUGCACUGGAGAGAUCACAUUUAAGACAAUAAUUGUUACUGUCGUUGGUGAAGAAGGGAUCUCAGAGACAGUACAGAAGGGAAAGUCUUUCCCUUUAUUAAUUGGUGUUCCUGAACUACAGAAAGAUGCUGAUGUAGAGCUGAAGUUUAAAAACACUGUCAUAGCUCACAAAAAACAAAAUGAUGAAACGAUCUCAUUGUGUCAGGAUGAUCAUGAUGAGGAUUUCAGAGGAAUACUGAAUCUGAUUCAACAGACUGGAUCUCUCAUCAUCACAGACAUCACAAAGGAUCACUCUGGAGUUUAUGAACUGAAGAUCACCAGCAGGAGAGUAACUGUACACCAAAUAUUCAAUGUUUCUGUCUCUGAACAACCUGCUGAUGGAGUGAAUAAGUUGGAUGUUUUUAAUAUCGAGGCUGAUGAUGGAGCAAAUGAGUCUGAUAGUUUGAUGAAUAAUGCCGCUGCUGAUGAAGUGAAUAAGAAACAGGUCACAAGUCCUGUUUAAGUUAAAGAGACUCUCAGCAUCACUGGUGUAAAUCACUGUUACAUCAUCAACAUUCAAAUUACAUCUACAUAAACAUAUUUCACAUUUUAAUGAAUCUCGAUAAACUCGUCCUGUAAAAUGAGAGAUCAACAUACGCUGUUAAACUCUGAAACUAAAGUGUAAAAAGUGUCUUUAUUUUCAAUUUGUUUUAGCCAUUCACACGUAUUAAUAAUCAAAUCCUGCUCAAUGAUAUACAGUUUUUAUCAUUUUAAUUGUAUACAUGUACAAUAACGUUUGACUCUCUUCUAUAUCAUGAGUGUAGACUGCACGCUUUAAAUAUCUAAUAUUAUAUAAUCCACAUAUACAACAUCAGUUUUCCUCAAAGUAUUGUGUUUUUAUUAAUCUGACACCACUAACAGGUUCAUGUUUAGUUUUAGGUCAGUGUAUUUUAACACUCAUGUCCAGUGACUUACACAUUGAGUUAUUAUGCUUUUAUUAAAGACAUUAUCAAACCGCAAGUUUAUAUUCUUUUAGUCUUUUUAUUUGACUUUGCGAUGUGCUUUAAUAGUUUUCUGCUAUAUUGAAUAAGUGCACUUGUUUAUUUUAUCUGGUAAUAUUGAGUGUUUUUGUGAAGUCUGAGAUUGUAAUCUGGAGUUUUCUGUUUUAAAUACGGUCUGAAUAUUUCUGCUCUAAACUGUGAUUAACUCUUUUACUUCUGUAUUAAAAGCUGUUCUGAUGUGAAAUACAUACAAGCUUUUAACUUCAGAUUCAGAUAAUCCUGCCAAAUAUGCAUGUGUGUUAAUCUGUAUUAUGACCAAAAAAAAUAAAAAAAGUCCAUCCAUUUUUUUACAGAACAAUUCAA
Xyrauchen texanus (razorback sucker) is the source of this 3059-nucleotide messenger RNA. RefSeq lists its product as uncharacterized. NCBI's taxonomy places the organism in Eukaryota, Metazoa, Chordata, Actinopteri, Cypriniformes, Catostomidae. The record is from RefSeq and is a predicted model, not a curated record. Bases 256 to 1671 code for a protein of 471 amino acids. The transcript has 8 exons.